ACUAACAAACAAACAAACAAACAAACAAACCCGCGUGUUAGCCGCUAGUUCACGACACGUGUUGUUAGCAUGUGAAGCCUUUGUGUAACAUACAUGAUCAGGAUCAUCUUAGUCAUGGCGCUGUCUGAACUCAUGACACUUAUUAUUUUAUCUGCCUGGUUUAAUGCGAUUGACUUGACCACAGCAGAUGAGGGUUUGUUUUACACAGCUGCAGUGUAUGAGCACAAGGUUCUCCUGAACACACAACCGAACGUGGCUGUGGGACGUCAAGCCGCACUGCAGCACAUGUACCGGAACCUGGAGGUGUUUGAACAGCAGGUGACUUCCGCUGCACAGCAGGGAGCUCAGAUCCUGGUGUUUCCUGAGGACGCCAUCCACGGAUUCAACUUCAGCAGGGAGUCUAUAGCUGCGUAUCUGGAGACGGUGCCGGAUCCUGGAGCAGUGACGUGGAGCCCAUGUGCAGAUCCUGACAGAUUCCAAAAUACAGAGGUCCUGUAUCGUUUGAGCUGCAUGGCUCAGAAGAAUCGUCUCUUCCUGGUGGCCAACAUGCCUGACUGCCAGCCCUGCAAGAGAUCCGUGGAUCCGAUGUGUCCGGCUGACGGACGCUACCAGUUUAACACAGAUGUUGUUUUUAGCGAAAACGGCACCAUCGUAGCCAGAUACCACAAACAGAACCUGUACUUUGAGGCAGCCUUUGACACACCUCCUGCGUGCGAGUAUGUGACGUUUACCACUCCGUUUGCCGGGCGCUUUGGGGUGUUCACCUGUUUUGAUAUAUUAUUCCGGGAGCCAGCUGUGACCCUGGUGAAGGACAUGGGUGUCAGACAGUUCGUGUACCCAACAGCUUGGAUGAAUCAGCUCCCCCUGCUGGCUGCUGUGCAGUUCCAGCGCUCAUUCUCUUAUUCAGCCGGCGUCACUUUGUUGGCAGCAAACAUUCGCUCAGCGGCUUUGGGUAUGACAGGGAGUGGGAUUUUUACACCCUGGGAUGCGCUUUACCAUCAUGACACAGAGGGCGAGGCUGGGAAACUGCUGGUGCUCAGAGUGCCAGUCUUGGAUCCCUUAUUGCUACAGAGUACUAGAUUGAAGUUAGUUCCCUUCUCUGGCUUUCCCAAAAUUGAUAUAGGAGAGAAACCAAAAGACUUUAGACUUUUCCAGAGAGGAUUAGACUCUGGAUUUUGCCCAAAAGAGGAUUCCAGUUGUAAUAAACAGUCUACUUCAUUUACCUCCACAAUGAUGUAUGAUAAAUUUAUACUCGUACCUCUACAUGACAAAGAAGGGAAUCUCACAGCAUGUGACGGCUCAUUCUGCUGCCACUUGCUCUACCAGAAGACUAAUUCCUCUCCUAAAGUAGAGCUUUAUGCCCUGGGGGCAUUCAAUGGGCUCCAUGUGGUCCAUGGGAUAUACUACCUAGAGGUGUGUGCUGUAGUUCGCUGCACAGGCCUCCAUCAGGAAAGCUGUGGAGGAGAGACUGAGCAUGCUCACACACACAUCGACUUUCACCUGCAUGCAGCAUUCAGUACUGAGUACGUGUUCGCUGGGGUUCUGGGCAGUGGGAUGACUCUGGACCGACCGGACGAGUCUGGCCGGGAGAACGGCGGGUUUUACAUGAGCCGAAGAGGAAUGACGAGCGGCCUGGUGACUGCAGUUCUGUAUGGGAGAGGCUAUGAGAAAGACGGUGAAUGAAGCAGCACGGCUCUCUCUCUGUAGUAUCGUAUCCGUGUUCUGCACGAGUUUUAAAUGGAUAAAAGAACCUCUAAUUUACAAUUUCACUACAAAUAAGUCUUCUGCACUUACACUUGCAAUUACUAUGAUCAGUUCUGCACUGAAGCCUCCAUCAUCUGAUAACUUCAGCAAGACGAACUUCGUAUUAAAACUACAAGCAAUUUUCUGGUUACACAAUUGCACUUUCUGACCAUAUAGUACACAGAUAGAGAAGGGAAACGAUUUACAAAUCACACCCUCCUGUGUCACCCAGAUGAGGAUGAGUUUUCUUUUGAGUCUGGUUCUUCUCUAAGUUUCUUCCUCGCAUCAUCUCAGUGAUUAUUUAUUUCCCUGACAAUCCACUUGUUCAUUAAAAAACAAAUUUAUACAUUCCAAAGGUAUAUCCUGAAUUUCCAUUGAUUUUAAAUGCACUAUACAAAUGAAUUAAACUGAACCACGAAGCAAAAAA
Tachysurus vachellii is the source of this 2170-nucleotide messenger RNA. RefSeq names its product biotinidase (gene btd). The record is from RefSeq and is a predicted model, not a curated record. The transcript is spliced from 3 exons. NCBI's taxonomy places the organism in Eukaryota, Metazoa, Chordata, Actinopteri, Siluriformes, Bagridae. The coding region runs from base 94 to 1683 and encodes 529 amino acids. Gene Ontology annotation, molecular function: hydrolase activity, acting on carbon-nitrogen (but not peptide) bonds, in linear amides.